Molecule: messenger RNA, 897 nt
Organism: Fonsecaea nubica
Lineage: Eukaryota; Fungi; Ascomycota; Eurotiomycetes; Chaetothyriales; Herpotrichiellaceae
Exons: 4
Coding region: 1-897 (298 amino acids)
Molecular function (GO): acetylpyruvate hydrolase activity
Source: RefSeq, a predicted model, not a curated record
AUGCUAAGAAAGGCAGCCACCAACAGGGCAUGGAAACGGCUGGUCCGGUUCGUGCCUCGAUCAGAUCCCUCAAAGGUCCUGAUUGGACAACCCCAAAACGACGAUGUCGACGUCGGUAUUGCCCUGCGGAAGGGCCAGGAUGUCCCUGUCGAUGUCUUUUCCGGCUCGUCGGUCCUCUCGCCAGGUCGGGAGACCGGGACCAGCGCCGUCAUCGAUCGCGUCCUGUCGCCUCUGGCCAUGUCCGAGGUCGGCACGAUUCGAUGUAUCGGGUUGAACUACAAGCAGCACGCGGCUGAAGUCAAUAUGGCCCUGCCGACCGUCCCUACCGUGUUUAUGAAACCAAAAACCUCCCUAGGCGACCCGUGGCCCGCGCCGACCAUCCUGCCCAAACUGACCCAACACGACGACAGCGGCGACUAUGAAGCCGAACUGGCCGUGGUGAUUGGGACAACCGCCAAAAACGUCUCCGAGGCAGACGCCAUGGCCCACGUGCUGGGAUACACGGCGUGCAACGACGUAUCGAGCCGGGCGGCCCAGUUCGCCCAGACGCAGUGGUGUUUCUCCAAGGGGUUUGACGGCGCGUGCCCCAUCGGGCCGACACUCGUCUCUGCAUCUACCCUACUCACGGACCCGUCGAAACUCCGUCUCCGCGGCGUCAAGAACGGCCAUGUCCUCCAGGACUGCGGGACCGACGACCUCAUCUUCCCCGUCGCCCGGCUGGUCAGUUUUCUCUCCCAAAGCACGACGCUGCUGCCCGGAACACUGAUCCUCACGGGCACGCCCGGAGGUGUGGGAGUCGUCCGCAACCCGAAGGUCACGAUACGUCACGGCGACGAGUUUCACGUCGAGAUCUCGCCGUAUGUCGGCACGUUGGUGAGUGUUUUUGAGAAUGAAUGA